Molecule: messenger RNA, 970 nt
Organism: Linum trigynum
Lineage: Eukaryota; Viridiplantae; Streptophyta; Magnoliopsida; Malpighiales; Linaceae
Source: the annotation of a GenBank genome assembly
UAUCCUAAUUCACACGUGCGUUACCUUAAUCAGUAGCUGUUUAGUGUUCUGUUUUGCUACAUAAAUUUGGCAACAAUCCUGGUAUAGAGGAGGGCAUCCAUGAAUGUUUAGUUGGUGAUUGGUGGUGUCGUACGUGUAUGUCGAGGUUGGUUAAAAGUUGAAAGAAUAUUUCUUACCAUAUAGUCUCGAUUAUGAAAGGAAUUUUGAUCGUGUUUGAAAUUUCGAGAUCGAACUUGUAAGAUUGGACGAAAGUUUAUUAAGAUAUAAAUGAAGUUCUUAGGGACUAGGGAGGAUAUCCCUCGCGAAGACGGUGGGAUUCCAGAUGAUGAGACAGGAUCCGUUGUCGUCGAUGGUCAGAUCGUCGACGAGCUGGUGCGUCUUGGUGAGGAUGAUGUUGGGACUUGGGAGAGAUCUUUGCGACAUUGUUCCUCCGCCUCCACUACCGAUCCGACGACGGUAGAGUCAUCAGCCUGGCAAUGAAGGAAGAUGGAACACAGAUAGAUAGAUAGAGAUAGAGAGAGAGAGAGAGUAGAGGGGUUGGGUCGUGGUUAUAUGAUUUGGCGGGUAUGAUUUUAAAUUUUUAGGGUUGAAAUUAUGUGACUAGGCAUUUUUAUUAGUCACGUCAGCAAAAAAACUGACUUCGUUAAUGGAGACUGACGGAAGGUAAUCGAGAGUGACCAAAUAUGAAUUGUUGAAUUAAUUUUGGUGACCACAAAUGAAAUGAAAUAAAAUAGUUUAGUGACAAGUGAAAUUUUUUGGUAAUUCCAAGUGAACUAAUUUACCCAACAAUUAACUAAAUGUAGUGUGAUUAUCCAUUUUUAUGUAUUCUUACCAAGCGUGUGUUAAACUACUAAUAAUGGUGAAUUUGAAACUUGAGGCGACGAUAGAUAUCAGCCUCAACACAGGCAAGUCAUUACAAAAUACAGGCCACGCCAAACUGAUCAAAUUAAAAUAAGCCUAUUGUAUCAGA